GAUUUAUGUUAGAUCGCCAAAAAAAAGUGUCAUACGGGACCGCUCUUAAGGCAUGUGUGAGACAGCGCGCUCUUUACGCCCAUCUCCUCAUCCUCUGGCUGCAACUCGAAGGUAACGUUUGGAGAACGCUGCAAAAUAAAAGGUGAAAAUCCACUACUUGGUCUCACCUCCGCCCAGUCGCUGAGUAGCCGCGGCGAUGUUCCAGCGCAAGAAGAAAAAGAAGAAGCAGUGUGUGCUGGAGAUCUGCGCGCCGCAGGACUUCCAGCACCAUGUCCACACGUCUUUCGACGCAGCCACUGGACGCUACGUGGGCCUGCCACCGGAGUGGCAGAGCAUCGACACACUGCGGAGACCACGCCCCCUGGUGGAUGCCUCCAGGAUCACACAGCUCCAGCUCUCCAAAGGACAAAAGAUGGAGACACCUAAAGAAGUCGUCUUGGGAAUUUUAGAAGACUUGGGAGCAGAUGACUUUGGGAAAUUUAAGUGGCACCUGCAGGGAGCACUUCAAGACUUCCCAGCAAUCCCAAAGAGUAAACUGGAGAAUGUAAACAGGGUGAACACAGUGGAUACGAUGUUCAAGACCUACAGCACAAACACUAUAAAUGUGACCAGAAUAGUUUUAGUGAAAAUGAAUCAGAAUGAUCUAGUGGAGAAGUUAUCAUGUCAUGGAGAAGUCAACAUCUCAGUACCUGCAGAGAUUCUUGCUGCGUGCCAGCGAAAAGUCAAAUCCAACUUACAUAAGAUGUUCCAGCGUGUGUUUGAGGGAAUUGCUAAAGCAGGAAACAAAACCGCUCUGAAUCAGAUGUUCACAGAGAUCUACAUCACAGAGGGAGGGACUACAGGGGUCAAUGAUGAACAUGAGGUCAGACAGAUUGAAACAGCAUCCAGGAAACCAGACAGACCAGAAACAACAAUCACAUGUGAAGACAUCUUUAAAACUCCAUCUGGAAGAGAUGAACCAAUCAGAACAGUGAUGACAAAGGGAGUGGCUGGCAUCGGGAAAACAGUCUUAACACAGAAGUUCACUCUGGACUGGGCUGAAGACAAAGCCAACCAGGACAUCCAGUUCAUAUUUCCAUUCACCUUCAGAGAGCUGAAUGUGCUGAAAGAGAAAAAGUACAGCUUGGUGGAACUUGUUCAUUACUUCUUUAGUGAAAUCAAAGAAGCAGGAAUCUGCAGUUUUGAAGAGUUCCCGGUUGUGUUCAUCUUUGAUGGUCUGGAUGAGUGUCGACUUCCUCUGGACUUCCUCAAAACUAAAAUCCUGACUGAUGUUACAGAGUCCACCUCAGUGGGUGUGCUGCUGACAAACCUCAUCAGGGGGAAACUGCUUCCUUCUGCUCGCCUCUGGAUAACCACACGACCUGCAGCAGCCAAUCAGAUCCCUCCUGAGUGUGUUGACGUGGUGACAGAAGUCAGAGGGUUCACUGACCCACAGAAGGAGGAGUACUUCAGGAAGAGAUUCAGAGAUGAGGAGCAGGCCAGCAAAAUCAUCUCCCACAUCAAGACAUCACGAAGCCUCCACAUCAUGUGCCACAUCCCAAUCUUCUGCUGGAUCACUGCUGCAGUUCUAAAGAAGGUGUUGAAGACCAGAGAAGGAAGAGAGCUGCCCAAGACCCUGACUGAGAUGUAUAUCCACUUCCUGGUGGUUCAAUCCAAACGGAAGAACAUCAAGUAUGAUGGAGGAGCUGAGACAGAUCCACACUGGAGUCCAGAGAGCAGGAAGAUGAUCGAGUCUCUGGGAAAACUGGCUUUUGAGCAGCUGCAGAAAGGCAACCUGAUCUUCUAUGAAUCAGACCUGACAGAGUGUGGCAUCAGUAUCAGAGCAGCCUCAGUGUACUCAGGAGUGUUCACACAGAUCUUUAAAGAGGAGAGUGGACUGUACCAGGACAAGGUGUUCUGCUUCAUCCAUCUGAGUGUUCAGGAGUUUCUGGCUGCUCUUCAUGUCCAUCUGACAUUCACCAACUCUGGAGUCAACCUGCUGUCAGAAGAACAAACAACAUCAACACAGUUCUACCAGAGUGCUGUGGACAAGGCCUUACAGAGUCCAAAUGGACACCUGGACUUGUUCCUCCGCUUCCUCCUUGGUCUUUCUCUUCAGUCCAAUCAGACUCUCCUACGAGGUAUGCUGACAAAGACAGGAAGUACUUCACAGACCAAUCAGGAAACAGUCCAGUACAUCAAGAAGAAGAUCAGUGAGAAUCUGUCUGCAGAGAGAAGCAUCAAUCUGUUCCACUGUCUGAAUGAACUGAAUGAUCGUUCUCUAGUGGAGGAGAUCCAACAGUCCCUGAGAUCAGGAAGUCUCUCCACAGAUUAUUUGUCUCCUGCUCAGUGGUCAGCUCUGGUCUUCAUCUUACUGUCAUCAGAAGAAGAUCUGGACCUGUUUGACCUGAAGAAAUACUCUGCUUCAGAGGAGGCUCUUCUGAGGCUGCUGCCAGUGGUCAAAGCCUCCAAAAAAGCUCUGUAA
Molecule: messenger RNA, 2464 nt
Organism: Sander lucioperca (pikeperch)
Lineage: Eukaryota; Metazoa; Chordata; Actinopteri; Perciformes; Percidae
Product: protein NLRC3-like
Exons: 4
Coding region: 197-2464 (755 amino acids)
Source: RefSeq, a predicted model, not a curated record